Trichomycterus rosablanca is the source of this 1164-nucleotide messenger RNA. It is a transcript of the gene trmt10a, whose product is annotated as tRNA methyltransferase 10A. Gene Ontology annotation, molecular function: tRNA binding; methyltransferase activity. Lineage: Eukaryota; Metazoa; Chordata; Actinopteri; Siluriformes; Trichomycteridae. Gene Ontology annotation, biological process: tRNA N1-guanine methylation. The coding region runs from base 118 to 1083 and encodes 321 amino acids. The record is from RefSeq and is a predicted model, not a curated record. Gene Ontology annotation, cellular component: nucleus; cytosol; nucleoplasm. The transcript has 8 exons.
CAAACAUGGCGGAUUGUUCCUGACUCCUGCUGUGCGACACGGGCGAUUUUAAAUGACGUGGACUAGAAGCACGCUGCCUGGGUGUAGUGACUGUCAGCAGGAAUUCUCAACAGCAUUAUGUCGUCUAAUACAGCCAAUGAUUCCAAAACUGAAGGUAAUGAGCAGGAUGUACAGGAUGGAGGAACUGAAACGAUGUCAAAAAGACAGAAAAAGAAGCUUCUUAAGCAACAGCAAUGGGAAGAACAGCGAGACCUGCGAAAGCAGAAGCGCAAGGAGAAGAAACAGCAAAGGAAAUUAGAAAGACAGGCACAAGGUGAGGAUGGAGCAGAGUUUCCUGGCAGAAAGCGAGUGCGCAAAGAGGCAGAGCCCAGCCCUCUCCGGCUAGUCAUAGACUGCAGCUUUGACAGUCUCAUGAUGCUCAAGGAUGUAAAAAAACUCCACAAACAGAUCCAGAGGUGCUAUGCUGAGAACAGACGAGCCUCUCACCCAGUUCAGUUAUAUAUAACAAGCCAUGGUGGGCAGUUGAAACAAAAUAUGGAUGAACUUAACAAAGGCUGGGUCAACUGGAAGGAUGUCCAUAUCAAGUCAGAACACUUUCAUGAAGUCUUAAGUAAAGAGGAUCUAGUGUACCUAACCUCUGAUUCACCCAACGUACUGCAGGAGCUGGAUGAAAGCAAAGCCUAUGUAAUCGGAGGACUAGUGGACCACAACCACCAUAAGGGAAUCUCCUUUAAACGUGCCACAGAGCUUGAAAUUGCUCAUGCUCAACUCCCGCUGGGCAGUUUUGUGCAGAUGAACAGCCGCAAAGUUCUUGCCGUCAACCAUGUGUUUGAAAUCAUGCUGGCAUAUCUUGAGAAACAGGACUGGAAAGAGGCAUUUUUCACUGUUCUGCCCCAGCGUAAAGGAGCAGUACCUGUGGGCCAGAAGAACAAAGAUGAGCAGGAAGACCAAGAUGAUGAUGACUCGGAUAGAGAUUCAGACACAAACGAGCCACUCAUGCAAAAGACUGAAAAUACAAAGGACCAAGUUAAUGGUUCUCAAGAAGAACAUGAACCUAAACUAAAUAAAUCAGAUUUGUGUUAACAGACUGUUAUAUAAAAACAAAUUACCUCAUUUUCUUUUAAUUAUUAUUAUUACUACAUAAAAUUGUUUUAUUAUUAUUAC